Molecule: messenger RNA, 1186 nt
Organism: Humulus lupulus (European hop)
Lineage: Eukaryota; Viridiplantae; Streptophyta; Magnoliopsida; Rosales; Cannabaceae
Exons: 3
Coding region: 55-1011 (318 amino acids)
Molecular function (GO): hydrolase activity
Source: RefSeq, a predicted model, not a curated record
CCUAAAAAAAUACAACAAAAAUCAUAAAAAGAAAAACACACAUUGCGUCCGAAAAUGGAGCGCAUAGAACAAUUCAAGGUUCUCACAAACGAAAUCAACAUGAAUGUGGCGUCAAUCGGGACCGGUCCGCCUAUCCUAUUCCUCCAUGGCUUUCCUGAGUUGUGGUUCUCCUGGCGCCACCAGAUGCUCUCUCUCUCCAAAAAGGGUUACCGCUGUAUAGCCCCCGAUCUCCGCGGCUAUGGUGACACCGACGCGCCGCCGGAGCCGGAGUCUUACAGCGCUCUUCACAUCGCCGGAGACAUCGUCGGCCUCCUGGACAAUCUGGGUAUCGACCAAGUCUUCUUGGUUGGCCAUGAUUGGGGAGCUUUCAUGGCUUGGAGUUUUUGCUUGUUCAGGCCUGAUAGAGUCAAAGCUGUGGUUAACCUCAGUGUUCCUUACAUUGCAAUGAACCCCAAGAAACAAUUCUUGGAUGGGUUUAGGGAAUACUAUGGAGACUUGUACUACAUGUGCAGGUUUCAGGAACAAGGAGAGAUGGAAAAAGAAUUUGCUUCUAUUGAGACUGAAACUGUACUAAAGAAACUCUAUACAUCUUUUGGCCUAACUCCUUUGCUCAUACCAGAAGAAAAAGAUGGAGGAUUCAAGAGUUUACCACCUCCAGAAACAUUACCCUCUUGGUUAACGGAUGAUGUCCUCGACUUCUAUACCAAGAAGUUCGACCAGAGUGGUUUUGCCAGAGGAUUGAACUAUUAUCGAUCUAUGAACACAUCAUGGAAGCUCCUAAUACCUUGGUCAGAUGCACAAGUCAAAGUUCCAGCGAAGUUCAUAGUGGGGGAUCUAGAUCACCCCUUCAAUCUCCCAGGCAUGAAGGAUUACGUAUUGAAUGGUGGCUUCAAAAAAGAUGUGCCUUUGCUGGAAGAAGUGGUUAUAAUUCAAGAUGUGCCUCACUUUAUCAACCAAGCAAGGCCCGAUGAGAUUAGCGAUCAUAUAUAUGAAUUUAUCAAGAAGUUCUGAUGUUGAUUUAACAUAUUAAUGUAUCAAGGGGUUCUCCCUUUGUUCUAUUUGUAAUUGUUUUUGUUUUUUAAUGUCUUGCCAGCUGUUAUUGUGUAGGGCUUUUAAAUUUCCUUGUCUUUUUCUAUUUAAUAACGUCAGACUUGGGGAUUCUUUAAUAAAUGUGGACAUUCAUCUA